AUGGACAUCUUAACCAAUCUGGGCCUAUUCCCAAUCCUAAGUCAGCCCCCUCCCUAUAUCUUAUUGGGCCUCCCAACCUGGCCCAACACCCCAUCAAUUCAACCUCAACGCAUACAUCAAACCAGAUCCACCCAACCCGUCCACUUCCUGCUACUACACCCCGAUCAUACAACACCUCGACCCCACUUCCGGCGGUGGCAGCCACUGCCCCUGCUCCGGCUCCGAUACCGGCCAGCGACUCCGGCGCUGGCCACCAUCAGGUCGCCGGAAUUCAAAUUUCGGCCGCCUAGUGACCCCUCUAUCUCUAUGGAGGAACCUCAUGAGCUGAGGUCCCCUCCUGCCUCCACUCCCGUAGUUGGAUCAGAGACUUUCCCUACACCCUCUCCAGCGAGUGAGCAUUUGGUGGUGCUCACCACCAGACCCUCCUCUCCGUCCACAAUUGCAGCCCUUUUGACCCGACCCUCUAACAUCCCCUCUCCUCCCCCCAAGAGUCGGGACACACACCUACCCAUGACCGGGCUCUGA
Molecule: messenger RNA, 525 nt
Organism: Striga asiatica
Lineage: Eukaryota; Viridiplantae; Streptophyta; Magnoliopsida; Lamiales; Orobanchaceae
Source: the annotation of a GenBank genome assembly